AUGCGGAUGACAGUGGAGCCAAGCUACUCUCCAACUUCAACUCCCAAAGAUGAACUCGAAUGGCUCCCACUACCAAAACACCCUCUCUUCACCACCACCACCACCUCUCACGACGCUACCGGCAACGUUUCCCGAAACCUACUAGCUUGGGACGGAGCCAAUCGUCUCUAUUUCUGGGACUCCCACAAAAACUACCUUCAUCGCUUAUCUCUUCGCCUCGGUGAUCCUGAUCCUACUUCCGUUCUUGCCGCUUCUCCCUCUAAGGUGUUGCAAACAGAUGUUGUGCUCGACUUUGAUGUGCACAAAAUCUCCAUCAAUAGGAAUGGAACAGCGAUACUUCUUUUUGGUUCUGAAAGACUCUGUGUUAUGUAUCUCUAUGGACGCACAUCCAAGACGGAUGUAAAUUUGAUUUGCAGGACCAUUGCUGUUGGUUCUCAGACACAUUCCCUUGGAAACAAUGAUAUUCGUCUAUUGGAAGCGUCAUGGCACCCUUACAGUGAUACUCAUUUGGGAGUCCUUUCCUCUGACUCGGUUUUUAGGCUUUUCAAUCUGGCCGUGGAUCCUUUGCAACCAGAGCAAGAAUACUAUUUACAGCCUGCAGUUCAUGGUAGAUCCAGAACUGCCUCAUCAAUAUGUCCAGUCGGUUUUUCUUUUGGGGGAGACCAUUUGUGGGACAGGUUCAGUGUUUUUGUUGCAUUCAGUGACGGGUCUAUCUAUGUAAUUUGCCCUGUUGUUCCAUUUGGAAGUCUAUUCAAAUGUGAAUCUUUAUUAGACAUAUACAAUGACGCACAUACAUUUGGGCUAAUGUCAGCCAACUCUGUGGCGGCUAGUAAUUCAAAGUUGGCAAUCUCCUGGCUAGAAGCAACAUUUCCUGAGUUACAGAACCAAGAAAAUGAAGGAGACAGCUUAUCUUUGCUAAGAUCUCAUGCUUAUUUAGUAUUUGACGCAUCUCUCGUCUUGCAGGGACCUUUGCAAAGAGUAGGUCAGAGUGGAAACGGAGAUUCAGUUGGUCGCAGUGCUGAAUGUGAGGGUCGUGCAGUUAGUUUUCUCUACAAUUUAGUUAGCAAAGACUCUAUCUUGGUGACUGCCUGGAGUGGGGGGCAAUUACAGAUAGAUGCUCUAGCUGAUGAGAUCCAACCUGUCUGGAGUAUUGGUAGUCCACCUCGUCUUCGUCUUGACUCCCAUGACGAAAUACUUGGCCUUGCUAUGAUUUGUGAGUCAACUGCCAGCAGUCCCCCAGAGAAGCUUGAUCAUAAUAAUGCCUGGUUGGGUCAUCCAUCCCCUCUGCUGAGACUGGCUAUUGUUGAUUUGGCUCUGCCACGAAGAGCAGAAAGGGGUUAUAAUAUUUCAUUGUUCAUUGAUACCCUUAUGCCAGAGAGAAUAUAUUCCCUUCACGAUGGAGGGAUUGACUCAAUAGUGUUGCAUUGUCUUCCAUUUACAAGUCAGGCAAAUGGAAAGGAUGAUACAAUGAGGACACCUUCUGUACAUCCUGUUCUAAAUACAUGCCAGAAUGGAUCCACUUCAGAGCCUUCACUUUGUGGUUUUGUGUCAUUGUCUGAUUCUUUUGGAUAUUCUUGGAGUGUGGCUGUUACUCUUUCUCAAGAAUGUGUUGUGCUUGAGAUGAAAACUUGGAACCUUUUGCCUCAAUUAAGCAUUGAUAUGGAGAAGAAGCACAUUCAAUCAGUGGGGCAAUCAAAUGAGAGAGAUAUUCAACCAAUAAUUAGCAAAGAACUGCUUAGUGGGCCUAAGGAGGUACUUGUUCCUUGGGCCUCUCAAAGUCUACGCUCAGUUGCAGCUGAUUCAAUUGAAGGCCGAUCAACAUUGCAUCAGUAUUUCAAACUAUUUCAUGAGACUUAUGUGGAAUAUGCUCAUAAGGUGCACCUGGAACUCAAGCAUCAUGCACCUCAGUUGAAGAAAAUCAUUAAUGACCAACGUUCUCGAUUAGGUGAUGCACAGCAGAAACUUUUGAAAGUUGAAGAUAAAGAGUGUAUAUUACAGAAAAGAGUUGAUCGUGCAAUUCAAAUGCACAAUUCUUUGGAAGAGCGCUUACAACGCUUAAGGAACUUACCUGGUGCUCACAAAAAACCAUUGUCUAGAGCAGAGCGACAGUUUAAGUCUGAACUUGAUCACUUCAAGGAAGUUGAGUUGGAUGCUUUGCAUUCUUCUGUUGAAGCGGUAAGUGCUAGACUGAGAAGGCACAUGCAAGCUUCGAAAGCUAGUCAACAGAAGAAAAUAUCAGGGAAGAAAGUUUGUGCCGGAGAUGAUCAGAUAUCAAUACUCAAAUCAUCACUUGAAAAGCUUUCACUUGUAAAUACUGAAAAUUCGAAGAAAGUUAAGAUUGUUGAAUCCACAUUGAGUAACAAAGAAAGAAACCGUGGAGAAUCAAGUCUGCCUAUGCUUAAAAACUGUUAG
Lathyrus sativus (Indian pea) is the source of this 2412-nucleotide messenger RNA. NCBI's taxonomy places the organism in Eukaryota, Viridiplantae, Streptophyta, Magnoliopsida, Fabales, Fabaceae. The record is from the annotation of a GenBank genome assembly.